Paramecium sonneborni is the source of this 415-nucleotide messenger RNA. Lineage: Eukaryota; Ciliophora; Oligohymenophorea; Peniculida; Parameciidae. The record is from the annotation of a GenBank genome assembly.
UUUAAACAUUUAGUCAAAGAUUAAAUAUAUUUGUUUUAUAUUAGAAAAAUGAAAGAAUUGAGAAAAUUAGUCUGGAUGAAUCAAUAAAUAAAAUAAAAGAACAUUUACAAUAGUAUAAUGAAUUAGAUUAAGAUUAAAAAGAGUUACAUUUGCCUAGAAUAUUGUAUAAUAUGAGGGAAUAAAUAGAUGGAGAAUUACCUUAGUUAGAAUAAAAGACAUAAAAAAAAGAAUGUAAUUAAAUAUAUUUUAUUUAUAAAUAGUUAGGAAUAUGGAAGAAAGAUUGGAAUAUGAGAGUGAAAUGAAAUAAUAUACAGGUAAAGCUUUGUUGAGUAUUCCAACAUUUGAAAAAACAUUAGUUCAUUAUAAUUGGGAUAAUCUGUAAUAAAUUCCCCAAAAAUUGUUAUUUUAAUAGUGA